Aspergillus niger is the source of this 1152-nucleotide messenger RNA. RefSeq lists its product as uncharacterized. The coding region runs from base 1 to 1152 and encodes 383 amino acids. Gene Ontology annotation, biological process: transcription by RNA polymerase II; transcription initiation at RNA polymerase II promoter. Lineage: Eukaryota; Fungi; Ascomycota; Eurotiomycetes; Eurotiales; Aspergillaceae. Gene Ontology annotation, cellular component: transcription factor TFIIF complex. The record is from RefSeq and is a predicted model, not a curated record. The transcript has 4 exons.
AUGGUCCCCCAGGUCAAACAGGAGCCUGAUUCCCAGACACCAUACAUCAAACCCGACCCAUAUAUCAAACAGGAUCCCGACAGCAAGGAUACAGUACUCGCUGAUAUCGACGAUGAAGAUCUAUAUGAGGAUGCGGGCGAUCUAGACUUCUCGGCUGCGAACCAGAGCGUCUGGCUUUCACGGCUUCCCCGGUCACUAUGGGAACAUUGGGCGCAUUUGUCAAACAGCGCCGGCGAUGACGACGAGGAGAUUCAGAUUGGGACAAUGAGGAUUGAGGGUACACAGAAUGAUCUCAAACGGGUCAGUUUGCGCAUAAACGCACGAGAAGACAAUCGCGAUAUUCCUAAAGACUAUCUACUGCAACGGCAAACGAUAACCUCAGAGAAUGUUUCGCACUUGACGCAAAAUACGUACCUUUUCACGGAGAGGGACCUCCCGGGUCAUGAGAAUCGUAUGGUGGUUUUUGGCGAGGCGCGUUCGGCGCUCUAUGAGUCGAUGAAGCGGGAUAUGAGGAAGAAGGAGCGCAAGAAGAAAUGGGAGCCCUACGUCAGGAAAACGGUACCGAAACAAACCGCUUUGGUGGGGAGCGUGAGUGAAGAGUUCAACUGCCUUCCGGUUGAGAAUGAGGAAUUCCGGCGGUUGUCGGAGAAGAAGGCUCUGGAGGCACUCAAACCGAAGCGUGAGACUGUAUUUAUCGAUAAGAUUCCGGGCAAGAUGCUCCAGCCGCGGAAUGCAUUGCCCGGAGAGAAGGGUGCUUUUGUGCAAGCAACAAGGCCAGUCAAGCCCAAGGCCCAGGAGAACAAAACCACUCGUAUGCCUCAAAACGAGCUGUUGGAUCUUAUCUACCAGUGCUUCAGGGAAUACAAGUACUGGCCAUUUAAGAACCUCAAAGCGAGACUGCGACAGCCCGAGGCUUAUCUCAAACAAACUCUGGAAAUGGUUGCGCAUUUGGUUAAAGCUGGUGACUUUGCUAUGACCUGGGAGCUGAAGCCCGAGGCGAGGGAAAGCAACUACGCCAAUGCGAUGUACAACGAUGCUAAGGAUGAACUCGCUCCGGGAGACUACAACUUCGAGGACGGCUCUGAAGAGGAAGCCACGCCUUCCGGUAUGAUGACAGAUAAUGACGAAGGACAGUUCGAGAACGUUGUCUAA